AUGGGUCCAGCAACAGGCAAAGAGAGACGCGGUCGAGCGAGGCGAAAACCUCAAAUUUCGGUGCGCAAGCUCCCCAAAGCUGGCUCCAAGUUUAGUCCCGGAUUCCGAGUGGGCGCAUCCCAGGACUUGCCAAUCACGCUCGAUAGCGAUGAUGACGCGCCGACAAGCACUCCCCAGCGUUUUGACCCUCGUCGAACGCAUGUCUCACUCGCCGAGCCCAACCUACGAGGUUUCCGCUACGAUGGCACGAGUGAGAGCCCGCGCGCAUUACCGAAUACGUUGCAUGCACCCAUAGGCUUCGUCCUACGACGCUCCUCGCCAACAUCUAGCGGGCCCGCAAAGGAUGGAUCGCAUGCUGUACCCCAAGAAACACUACAACGAGAUUCUGAUGGCGGUGGAGAAGCAGCACCGAUCCGUAAGCCUGCCACGCGACGCACACGCCAACCUCACGCACUCAAUGAAAGCCGGAAAGAGAGCAAGCCUGGGACUAUCAACAUGAGUCUUAUGGAUAUCGACGACUUCGGUCUGAGAAGUAAGGUCGCUCAGCUAAUGGCUGUAGCACCCGCGCUACCCAUUGUGGAUCUCUAUCACCUCAUCAUGGACAGCGAAGGCGAUCUACCGUUGGCGAAGAAACAAGCCAUCAGGAUGAGUGAAGCACCACCGGCACGGCAUCAACCAGGCUUGGAUGCAGACGGCGAAGAGGUCAUGGUCAAGAUAGACCCCAACGAUCCCGCUUUUGAGUGGGACGACGAUGAACCUCAGCCUGAGUCAGCCGCUACAAUCGCAUCGAGACCACAUUCCAAGCCGAAAAGCAAAGCUACAAAGUCAAAGAGUCUACACCAUCAUGCAAAGCCUUCCAAGAGCGCAAAUUCAAGUGCAAAACACUGCUCAAAUACGAGCGCCAAACGAACGAAGUCGUCUUCAAUGAACCCUACGCACGCCAGAGAGACCAGCAGCGACCGCGAGUUCGUCGUCCCCGAUAAUACUGUUCAUUACGAUCUCAAUUCUGAUAUCUCUAAUGGCUCUGAUGAGUUUCUCGGUGUUGAGAUCUGGAUAUAG
This is a messenger RNA of Alternaria triticimaculans, 1059 nucleotides long. RefSeq lists its product as uncharacterized. Bases 1 to 1059 code for a protein of 352 amino acids. The transcript is spliced from 3 exons. The record is from RefSeq and is a predicted model, not a curated record. Lineage: Eukaryota; Fungi; Ascomycota; Dothideomycetes; Pleosporales; Pleosporaceae.